Podarcis muralis (Common wall lizard) is the source of this 1322-nucleotide messenger RNA. NCBI's taxonomy places the organism in Eukaryota, Metazoa, Chordata, Lepidosauria, Squamata, Lacertidae. The record is from RefSeq and is a predicted model, not a curated record.
AAUCCGAAGUGUCACCGAAAGGAUCCAAAGAGCAAAGGGAUCUGAGGGUUCAAGAUGGAGGCAGCAGGCGAGAGGGGAGACGAAAGCAGAAGCCGGAGGGUGACUCUUGUAUGUCUCAGUGUGAUGAAAACCAAAUUCCCAGAGAGGAGAAAAAGCAUGAAUGUUUGGAGUGUGGAAAGAGCUUCAGUAACAGUAGCAGCCUUACCUCGCAUCAGCAAACUCAUACAGAGGAGAAACCUUAUAAAUGUUUGGAGUGUGGAAAGAGCUUCGGUCACAGUAGUGCCCUUACCGUGCAUCAACGAACUCAUACAGGGGAGAAACCGUAUACAUGUUCAGAGUGUGGAAAAAGCUUCAGUCACAGUAGUGUCCUUACCAUGCAUCAUAGAUCUCAUACAGGGGAGAGACCGUAUACAUGUUCAGAGUGUGGAAUGAGCUUCAGUCAGAGUGGCCACCUUAAGUCGCAUCAAAGAUCUCAUACAGGAGAAAAACCGUAUACAUGUUUAGAGUGUGGAAGGAGCUUCAGUAGGAGUAGCACCCUUAAGUCGCAUCAAAGAACUCAUACAGGGGAGAGACCGUAUACAUGUUCGGAGUGUGGAAAGAGCUUCAAUCAGAGUAGUUCCCUCACCUUGCAUCUACGAACUCAUACAGGGGAGAAACCGUAUACAUGUUCAGAGUGUGGAAAGAGCUUCAGUCACUGUGGUGCCCUUACCUCGCAUCAAAGAUCUCAUACAGGAGAAAAACCGUAUACAUGUUUAGAGUGUGGAAAAAGCUUCAGUGAACGUCGCACCCUUAAGUCGCAUCAAAGUUCCCAUACAGGGGAGAGACUGUAUACAUGUUCGGAGUGUGGAAUGAGCUUCAGUCAGAGUGGCCACCUUAAGUCGCAUCAAAGAUCUCAUGCAGGAGAAAAACCGUAUACAUGUUUAGAGUGUGGAAGGAGCUUCAGUCAGAGCAGUUCCCUCAGCUUGCAUCUACGAACUCAUACAGGGGAGAAACCGUAUACAUGUUCAGAGUGUGGAAAGAGCUUCAGUCACUGUGGUGCCCUUACCUCGCAUCAAAGAUCUCAUACAGGAGAAAAAUCGUAUACAUGUUCAGAGUGUGGAAAAAGCUUCAGAGAACGUGGCACCCUUAAGUCGCAUCAACGAACUCAUACAGGGGAGAAACCGUAUACAUGUUCAGAGUGUGGAAGGAGCUUCACUCAAAGUAGCACCUUAAGUCGGCAUCAAAGAUUGCACACAGGAGAGAAACCGUUUAAAUGUUUGGAGUGUGGAAAGAUCUUCUGUCGCGGUAGCCAACUCACGUUGCAUCAACGAACUCAUACAGGA